Molecule: messenger RNA, 1375 nt
Organism: Pistacia vera
Lineage: Eukaryota; Viridiplantae; Streptophyta; Magnoliopsida; Sapindales; Anacardiaceae
Product: chalcone synthase 1
Exons: 2
Coding region: 54-1226 (390 amino acids)
Biological process (GO): polyketide biosynthetic process
Molecular function (GO): acyltransferase activity, transferring groups other than amino-acyl groups
Source: RefSeq, a predicted model, not a curated record
CUAAGAAAAUACAAUACUCAACCCUUUACCGCCUUCUUUAUUGAAAGAGAAAAAUGGUGACUGUUGAUGAAGUUCGCAAGGCUCAACGUGCCGAAGGUCCAGCCACCGUGAUGGCUAUCGGCACGGCAACCCCUCCCAACUGUGUUGAUCAAAGCACCUAUCCUGACUAUUAUUUUCGUAUCACAAACAGUGAGCACAAGAUUGAGCUUAAAGAGAAAUUCAAGCGCAUGUGUGAAAAAUCCAUGAUCAAGAAGCGAUACAUGUACUUGACCGAGGAGAUUUUGAAAGAAAACCCAAAAGUUUGCGAAUACAUGGCACCUUCAUUGGAUGCCAGGCAAGAUAUGGUGGUGGUUGAGGUCCCAAAGCUAGGCAAAGAAGCAGCCACCAAGGCUAUUAAGGAAUGGGGUCAGCCCAAAUCCAAAAUCACCCACUUGGUGUUAUGCACCACCAGUGGUAUUGACAUGCCUGGUUCUGACUACCAACUCACCAAGCUCUUGGGUCUUCGUCCUUCUGUUAAGCGUUACAUGAUGUACCAACAAGGUUGCUUCGCCGGUGGCACGGUUCUUCGCCUUGCCAAAGAUUUAGCAGAGAACAACAAAGGUGCUCGUGUCCUUGUUGUCUGCUCAGAAAUUACUGCUGUUACUUUCCGUGGUCCUAGUGACACCCACCUUGACAGUCUUGUGGGUCAAGCCUUGUUUGGUGAUGGUGCAGCUGCUGUCAUCGUUGGUUCUGAUCCAGUUCCCGGAGUUGAGAAGCCAAUGUUUGAAAUAGUCUCUACGGCUCAAACAAUUUUGCCUGACAGUGAUGGGGCUAUUGAUGGACAUCUUCGUGAAGUUGGGCUUACAUUUCACCUUUUGAAAGAUGUUCCCGGGCUUAUUUCAAAGAACAUUGAGAAGAGUUUGGUUGAGGCAUUCAAACCUUUGGGUAUCUCAGAUUGGAACUCACUUUUCUGGAUUGCACACCCUGGUGGUCCGGCAAUUUUGGAUCAAGUUGAAAUCAAAUUGGGCCUUAAGGAAGAGAAGUUAGGUGCCACAAGACAUGUGCUUUCCGAGUACGGUAACAUGUCAAGCGCCUGUGUCUUGUUUAUUUUGGACGAAAUGAGAAGGAAAUCAACUGAAAGUGGAUUAAAGACCACAGGAGAAGGUCUUGAAUGGGGAGUUCUCUUCGGAUUCGGGCCCGGACUUACUGUUGAGACAGUCGUCCUCCACAGUGUUGCUACCGCUUAAAGAUUUUUAUUGUUGAUUUAAUUUUUCGUUAUCCUUGAGUUUUCUAUUUCCUCAUGUUAUUUGGAUUUAUAUAAUUUCCCUCAAGAGAUGUAUGGUUAUGUAUGCAAAUAAUAAUGAAACUGCAAUCUUAAAGAAUGAAUUACUUUUAA